Molecule: messenger RNA, 9526 nt
Organism: Plodia interpunctella (Indianmeal moth)
Lineage: Eukaryota; Metazoa; Arthropoda; Insecta; Lepidoptera; Pyralidae
Gene: Eps-15
Product: Epidermal growth factor receptor pathway substrate clone 15
Exons: 18
Coding region: 48-3014 (988 amino acids)
Biological process (GO): endocytosis; endosomal transport
Cellular component (GO): cytoplasm; clathrin coat of coated pit; plasma membrane
Molecular function (GO): calcium ion binding; cadherin binding
Source: RefSeq, a predicted model, not a curated record
CUACUGUCUAUGAUCGCUAUUGAUUGGUCGACGAGGAGAUGUGAAAAAUGGCUGCUUUGCCUUCUCCUACUCAGGUGGCAGGGACCCACAGUGCUAUAUACGAAGCAUAUUAUCACCAAGUGGAUCCAAAUGGAGCGGGCACAAUUCAGGCUCCCGAAGCUGCUCGCUUCCUCAAGAAGUCUCAGCUCAGCGAUGUGGUGCUCAGCAAGAUAUGGGACCUCUCAGAUCCUACUGGGAAGGGAUACUUGGAUAAACCCGGAUUGUUCGUGGCUCUGAAGCUGGUGUCGCUCGCGCAGACCGGCCGCGACGUCAACAUGAGCAACAUCCAUAUGGACACACCGCCGCCCAAAGUGGGUGAGAUCCCAAAGGUCCCGUCGCAGGCGCCCUCGCCGGCGCCCCCCAGCGACUGGAGCAUCAAGCCCGCGGAGAGGGACAAGUACAGCCAGCUGUUCGAUUCGCUGCAGCCUAACAACGGCCUUAUUGCGGGGAACAAGGUGAAAGGCGUGCUAAUGGAAUCCAAGCUUCCCCUGGACACCCUGGGCAAGAUCUGGGACCUCGCUGACCAGGACAAGGACGGGAUGCUGGACAGACACGAGUUUAUGGUGGCAAUGCACCUAGUGUACAAAGCGUUAGAAAAGCACGCGAUUCCGACCGUGCUGCCGGCGGAGCUGCGCGCGCGCCCCCCGCGUCCCCCCUCGCGCCCCCCCUCGCGGCCCCCGUCGCGCCCCCCCUCGCGCCCGCCCUCGCCUCAGCCCCGCCUGCCGCCCCGCCCGCAGCCGCCGCACUCCAACGCCAGUUUGCUCGAGGGGCUGCUGGAUUUGUCCAGCCCCCCGACGGCGACUGCGCCGGCGCAGCCGCUGAUGUCGGCGACCCCUCUCGUCCCGGCCGGCGGGGCCAGCUCCGCCGUGACUCUUAUAGGUUCUCAACCACCUUCCGGACCUGGUCCGACGUGGGUGGUGCCUGCGGCGGAGCAGGCCGCGUUCUCGGCACAGUUCGCGCGCGCGGACGCGGACUGCGACGGGCUGGUGUCGGGCGCCGAGGUCAGGCAGGCCUUCCUCGACACCGGCCUGCCGCACUCCACGCUCGCGCACGUCUGGGCCCUGUGCGACACAGACAGUGUGGGGAAGUUAUCCCGUGAUCAGUUUUGUUUGGCGAUGUGGCUGGUGUCGCGGGCUCUACGAGGGCAGCCGCCCCCCGCCGCCCUCGCCCCGGACAUGGUCCCGCCCAGCUGCCGUCCACAGACACAGCAAUCUCUGGAGCCGGCACUGAACCUGGGACCGCAGCCGACGCCGGAGACGGAGGCGAUCGCGCGCGAGGUGGACGCCCUCGCGCGCGAGCGACUGGCGCUGGAGGCGGACGUCAGCUCCAAGCAGAGGGAGGUCGCCGUCAAGACUGGCGAGGCUGACAGCUUGCAGAGCGAAUUGGACACGUUGACGGCGACGUUAAAACAGUUAGAAAACCAAAAAGGUGAAGCACAAAAGAGGUUAAAUGACUUAAAAACACAGGUGGAAAAGCUCCGGUCCCAAGUGUCGGCGCAGGAGGCGGCCGCCGCGGAAACGGAAGCGGAGGUGGCGGCGAGGAGACAGGCCGCCAACACGCUGAAGGAGAAGGAGAGGACGCUGCAGCAGGACGUGGCCGCGGCGGAGGCCGACUGCGACGCGCUCACGGCGCAGCUGCGUCGGUCGGUGUUGGCCGUCAGCCAGGCGAACAUAAAGAUCAGCUACCUGGAACAGCAGCACCGCGAGCUGGAGCAGGCGCUGUCGGCGCUGCAGACGUCGCCGUCGGCCGCGCAGCUGACGCUGACGCCGCGCUUCCGCGCCGCCGACCUCGAGCGCGUGGUGCGCGGCGCCACGCCCAGCGACGCUCUGGAGGAACCAGAGACUCGCAACGAAUUCGGUACGAUGAACGGUUCGUUCGGCGCGGACCCCUUCAAGGAGGCGGGCUUCUCGGCUGCGACGCCCAACGACCCCUUCGCACCCACACACGACAAACCUGCGCAGGACGGAUUCAGUUCGGAUCCGUUCGCGUCGAGCGCGGACCCGUUCGCGGGCGAUGCGUUCGCGUCCAGUGACAAUAAGCCCAGCAACGAUCAGGGCGCGUGGGAGAGCGACCCGUUCGCGGUGCUGCACGCGCCCGAGCGCCCCGCCAAGGUGCCCCCGCCGCGCCCCGCGCCCCCGCGCCCCGUGCCUCCGCACAAGACCCGCGCCAAUUCGUCCAUGGACUUCACCGAAGACCCCUUCAAAGACUACAGGUACGAAGACCCCUUCAAUAUCGAAGACCCCUUCGCGGACGUCACGGACGCAAAGAUAAGACCGACUUCUGUAGCUGGAUUUGAAACUGAUGAUUUCUUCUCACCCACUCUGAAUGGAAACUUCCCGAAGCCGGAAAAGAGGAGCGGACGCGUUUCCGCUCCGCCCGUCGCUUACGAUCCGUUCUCGACGAGAUCUGACCACAAAAGUAGCGCAAUCAGUACUCUACCUGAGACAAAUGAAAAUAACAACACAUGGGCGGCCUGGCCCAACGAUAACUGGGCCACAGACGACGCGUGGUCCAAACCGACGCAAUCCAAGGACGUUUGGGCCAAACCUCAAAAACCAGACGCCUGGUCGACUAGUAAAAACACCAACUCCUCGUCGAGUGAUUGGAAAACGGACAACUGGGCGAAUAAAUCCGAAAACUGGGCCACGGACUGGGGAACAGACCAGAAUAAGAACUUAAACGAGACAUGGCCGUCGAAUACGCUGCCUUCGAAGAAAGAAAAAUCGCCGAAGCCUGUCAAAUACGCGAAAUCUUUGGUUAACACGAUAGGGGGUAUUGGCAGGAGUAGGCACAACAAGGAGAAGAAGAAAGCAAAUGUUGAAGGUCGGAGUACAGAGUUCUUGCCGACGGAGGAGCAGCAGUGGCAGUGGGCCGCGGAGGAGUCGAAAAGAUUACAAGCCGAGGCCGAGGCGAGAAGGAGACAGGAAGAUGCUGAAUUGCAACUAGUUUUAGCUAUAUCAAGGCAGGAGAAGUGAUGGCGCGAUCAGUGGUCUAUGGUCUGGUCUACAAGUCGGUGAGUCGACGAGUCAAUGCAUUUUUUUUUAAAUUUGAGCAAUCGUCCUCUUUUUGGAAUACGAUUUUUUAGUUCGCAUCGAUUGCACGCCGCGAAACUGAUAUUGGCUUCGUUUGAACGCGCGUUGUAUGCGUUGAUAUUAUACGAUGUUGAAUUCGUGUCCAAUCAGUGUGCGAUUUUAUAUCAGCCGACCAAUGGGAGGCAGGAGUUUGAGGUUCAUUCUGCAUUCCACUUCAUACAGGGAGAAUCUGUAAGUCUGUAUAUGUAUUUAUUCCUAGAUUCGUAACUAUAUUUAAAAUACAUUGAGGACCUGAAAUGGAAUCGCCAUCUGUUUCCCUGAAAAUAUUAUGAGUGAAAGAGAUGACGCUCUACAAAAGUACUAUUAUCACAAUGUACGUAUAUAUAACCUGUACUCGAUUUGUAUAUAUUGUAAGAUGUACAUAUAGUAGGCUUACAGUUAACUCUCGUCAUUUAUUGGAACUAAAAUAUAUCGCUAGUCAGUUGGUUAAAGCAAAUUGCGGGGUCUAAGAGCUCCAAUCCGAUGGAAUUUUGCGGUUGCAUACAAAAAGUAAUUGUUCAAAUCUUUAAUAUUAGAAAUAGAUACAUACAGUUAACGUAGCCUUUGAGUUUCACAUCUGUUGGCUCAGUUAGGCCGGUACCGCUACUGUGAUGCUGGUAUUCCAGUUGUUCUUGGUCAGCGGUGAUCCCUUACCAUCAGGUGAUCCGUUUGCUUGUUUGCCGUCCUAUACUACAAACUUAUCUAAUGAGCUGUGAGUUAAUAUACUUUUUAUUAGGUAUAUUGUUUGUAUAUGGAUCAAUGAGGAGCCAAACUUGCACUAAUUAUAUUAACUUCAGAUCGUUACGAAAUAUCGAAACGAAAAUAAUUUUAUAUAUUUUAUUUUAGAUUUAAAUGUUUCAUAUAUUUAAAUUUGCACAUUUUGUACAUUUUCUUAUGUAGCAAGAAAAGCUACAUUAUACAACUUUAAAUAAGGUCAGUGAAAUUAAAAUGGCUGAUGAUUAUGUACUAGAAAUGAUGUACAUUCAACAGCACAUAAAGUUAACCUGCAUGAAUCUCUAUGGCGCGGUAAUAGCGGCGAGUUUGCAUUGUAUUCGGGUAGGUUCGUGUGCCGUUGAAUAUACUUACAAGUCGUUUUAUUAUAGAAAGGCACGAAAUAAUAGGCACGCUAGGGUUUCGUGAAUGAUGAUUUUUUGUAUGCAACAAGCAAUUUGUAAAAGUGUAUUAUAUUGUUCGCGAGGCCUAAGCUUCAAUGUGUAUAGUGUAGGCUUAAAUCGAAGAGAUCGCGCGGUGAAGUCGUGACUUUUUUAUAUCCUUUUUUAAUAAAGAAAUUUACAUUUAGGUUUUGAACAUGAUGAAAUAGCUUUUGAAUAGUCGUAUAUUUUUGUAAUUCAUUUACUUUAAAGACACAGCAUUCAAAAUGAAUCAUGCGAUAAUGUUUAUUUUCAAUUAUUAUAUACCUGUAGGAUUUGUUUCUGUCGGUUGGGUUAGUUCUUGCCGUAUUUCAUAAUGACAUAAAUCACGAUUUCACCCCGUCCAAAUAUUGUUAUAUUUCAUGAAUUAUGAAUAAAUUAUUUGUGUCCUUAUAAUUUAUAAAUUGUGUCUAUGAAACAUUUGUGUGUCUCCUACGCACGAAUGUACAGUAUAUCUGUCUCUUUCUGGCCUUCUAUAGUGCUCUUAAUGUUUCUUACAUUUUUAGAGCGAGAAAACAUGAAAUGAGACGCUUCAUCGUUUGCCUUGUGUUUAAAACAGUCAAUUGAUUUUUGCAAUAUUAAAAAAAAUCUUAUUGUUAUUCUAAUAUUCCUCGAAUCGCUCGAAUAUACUAUUUACUGCCUAUUUAGACAUAUCUAAUAAGAGGCAUUUUAAUCACACAAAUAUUACCUAGUGACUGAAUAUACGGUCAGAGGAAGAGGCGCCGUGAAGAUGUUAAUGAAAAAUGAUCCUAAAUAAUACCUACAAUAAGAUCUUGUUUGAAAAUUUCUCACUUAACAUAUGUAUGAUGAUGGAUAGGAUGAUGAAUGAAAGUUUACAAAGACCACGUUACUUAUGUAAUUAAUAUCGACACAACACUGUUAUAUUUGAAAAUAAAUUUAUUUAAUUGUAGUCUCGCAAUUUUCAGUUGACACAUUUUCGGUCAAUUGUAUAUUUUUAAAUUGUGUAUACUUUAUUAUUGGUUAGUUAGCUUGUACGUUGUAUAAAUAUUUGUUUUGUAUAAAUUCCAUUGGAUGCGUGUGGAAGUACAACUGUAUUUGUUAUUAUGUUGGCAGAAUGCUCGAUGCGAGUACAAACGCAUGGUACUUCAAUAUAGCCAAGUAUUGUCGCAACAGUCAUUAAUAUUUCAUUAAAAUAAUGUUUGGCUUUGAGACCACAACAUGGAAGUGACCACCUUUAAAAAUGUGGUCCCUUCGUCGGCUCAGACCGACUUCACCCGAGUGAGCGUUAAAUAGCUGAGCGAUUCAGCUCAACCUUAAGUAUCACUAUUACCCACAUAAUAAAUUACGCCUAUAGAUUUCACUUCGAAAAUGCUCAAUUUAAACUAAAUUACACGAAAAAUUGUCAAGUCUGGGCGGUAGCUUAGCGCGGCGUGUUAUUAUCUGUAGUGCCUUCUGAUUCACUGUUCUUAUCUCUUUCUAACACUAGUGAGCGGACUUGUGAGUGAAGAGAACGUAUGUAGCUUCGCAUUAUCAACGAUAUAUCUGUCGUGGUUCGGUUCAAUUGUUCGUAUUACAUGUAAUAUUCUAGAAAAAUGUGCAAAUGAUAAAUAAAGGUGUACAUUUUUAAAAUUUCUACCAUUUGGUAGUUUUUAAGUAUUGUAGAACGACAACAUUCGCUUUUGUCGUACGCACGGGCUCACGCAUCGUAUCCAAAACAAUAAUAAUAAUAUGUUACUGCACGCUCUUGUGGGACAUUUGAUAAAAUUAAAAAAAAAACUAUCAGUAAAUUUCGCAUGAAAAAUGUCUCGACAAGUGGCUGUUAGGGCGAGUUCACACCGUAUUAUGAAAACAAACGGCCAUAACUUUAGCAUUCAUCGUAUAUAAUUUACAUUAAAAUUGACCACUCAUACAGCUAGUUAUGGUACAGCGUGGACUUACCCUAAUACUGGGUUUUCACAUGGCUAUUUCUUGGUUUGCGUGUUGCGGGCACAUCUACGUAUAAUUGUACUAGUUUAGAAGGUGACCGAUACAUGGACACGAGACAAAUCUGAGCAGUGUACGUCGGCUGCAAACUCUAACUCUAGUAGCCGUGUGAAGCCAGCAUUAGAUAGUAAGUAAUUUUAUUGUAAACAAUGUAAUGUAAUUAAUACCAGUGUGUUUAAUGGGUAUUAUUAUAAAGUUGUUAUCUCUUUCUUAGGCGCUGUUAAUUGAGGCUCGCCGCGCCGCGCGGACUAUCGGUUUAGUUCGACCAAACGUCCUUGAUACUUGAUAUUCUCCAUAGACUAUAGAUGACAUAAGAUAUGUAGAGUAGGUGGUUCAUUAUUUUAUUACGUUGUUGAAAUUUAUAGAAAUGUCUAUUUUUCGCUAAGCGUUCUCAGUCAAUUGAUAUUCUUGUAUUUAUAAUAUUUAUUUUUUAAUAGUGAAAUAUACUUAUAGUCCAGUCCGCGCGGCGAUUCGAUCCGAUCUGUUAUCAAGUAUACAAUAUAAUGUAUGUAAUUUUCAGUGAUAGCGGAAAUAAAUCUUUAAAAUCUUGACGUUGAUGUGUAUAUGUGUAUUUAAAGCUAAAGAUGGGUCGAAUAGUUAGGUGUACGGUAGUGACGGUGCGCGGCUCGUUCGGCCACUGGUUUGUACAAAGCUUUAAAUUAUAUAUUGUAGCUGUAAGAACGCAAAAUCUCAUUGGCCAUGUGCGCUUCAUUAAUUAAAAGAUCGAGAUGGAACUAGUCGCAAUAUGUUCGAGUGAGACUACGUAUCAAAGAAUGUUGAAGUUAAAUCUAAAUAGUUUCAAAAAUAUCAGUAUUAUUUCGAGUCCGCGCGCCUUAGCCUAUAGGUUAAUGAAUUAUCAUUAUGCAAACUGUUGGUAUGUUACGUAGGUGUGAUGGGCUUGGAUUUGGGCCUCGUACUGAUAGGACGAAUUAGAUGCUUAUUUCUCAAGCGCCACAUUACUAUUCCACCAAGCAGAAUUAAAAAGUAUUUUCAAAAACCGACAAUUAAGUUGUCUACGCCACAAAAAAAAACGAGCUACAAAAAUACGUGUUUGUCUUAUUGAAAAUACUUUCUGUUAUGGGGGCCAUGUUUCUGAAAAUAAAUGAUUGAUGAACUCCUCUGUUCCAUCUUGUUACAUUCUAAUUAAAUUACGGAAAAUGUUAUGUGGUGUGAGAGUAAGCGGAAUUAGGUGUAGGUAAAAUAGGACGAAAUGCAUUUUACGAAAAUUAGAAGACCCACUUAUAACACGCAUCCGUAGUCCCCAUCACAACCGUUGAUAAUCACAAUAAAAUUAAUUGUUAAAAACUUGGCAUUUAAAGAUUGCUACUGGAUGCGAGAAAGAGAUGCAAAUAGUUGCCCAGUGCAGUCUUUAUUCAAGCAUAUUAUAUAGAUUUAAUUAUUAAUAUUUUGCAUUGAUCGAUGUUUGUUAAUGUAUACUUAUUAGCGAUUUUUAUUCACAGCUUUUUUAAAUGCAACGAAUUUAAUACUUUCAAGUGUCAAGAUUGGUUGGUUCUGUUUCUGUGAAACGGGAGUGUUGCUCUACCGUAGUUUUGUCUUUGGAUGCUAGUGGUUGUUGCAAACUGAAGUGGAUUUUAUAUCUGUAUUCUUAGAGUUGAUAUUUCAUUAUAUUGUUUGAAUUUAUUUUUGUUAAUGUAACAGUGAUUCUGUGUUUUAGAUCAAUUUGUAUAAAGUCUAAUUUAGUUUGCAGCAUUCCUAGCGAUCUUGAGACUUUGAAUACGUGUUAUCGGGCCUAUUGUACAUGAUUGUGCUGCCGUGUUAAUGUAAGGAAUUGUAACUUAUGAAUAUGUGUAAUUCUGUAAAGAUAUGUAGCGAAUAGUCACGAAUAUCCUAUAAAAAGCACGAUCAUGUUUGAAUCGGCCAUAGACUAUAUAACUUCUUAGAUAUUUUAAUGACAUUUUUGUUGAUCUAUAUAAAUGAAUUUAAUAAAUAUUAAUUGUGAAUGUAUUCUGUUAUAGUGUUCUAAGAAGUUAUCAUUUCUAUGAUCUAUUAAUUAUCUGUUGAUGUUUCAAUGUUUACGCCUUAGCCGCAUUCAUAUUAAAAAAAAAAAGUGGCAUGUCUUCUUCACUUAUUCUAAUCAUUGACAUGUCGCGCAGCCAUAAUAUCUUAUUUAUCAUAAGAGGCUAAAUAAUUAUAUAGUACAAUGUAUCUCAUAUCACGUUUAGUUCGCUCAGGACAUAUUUGUUCUAAAAAUACAAUAACUAUGUUAUAAUCAAAACUUCUUGUGAUUUAGCGUCGUAGAUAUUCUGUCUAUACUGUAUACAUAGUGACGUCCGGGGCUUUUUUCAUAAUACCAUUAAACCAUAGAGUUAUGUGUAGAUGUGUAUACUGUAGCGGGUUGUGAAAAAGGCCCACGACUAUAUGUUCGUUUAGGUUCAUAGUGUACAAUAUAAAAAUGUCCAAAAGAAAGUCCCAAUUUUCCUUUCACAAAUCCAAAUUUUCAUGUAAUUUUGAAACUGUUGCACGUUUUGACGCGCUGGACAUUAUGGACCUAAAUAGAUUUUUUAACGCUGCAAAGUUGUAAUGUUAGCUUAUGAUGUUAUAACUGGUUGACACAUAUCGCCUGUUGUCUAAACGUUCGUUGCGUCUUCGCUUCUAGUUCCGUUGUUAAAACUAAAAGAUCAGACUGCAUUUUUUGAAAAAUAUUUUAUUUUCUACUUUAAAUAUUAACUGCGGAAUAAAUGUGUACCUACGCUUGUGUUACGCGAUAUAUAAUGUAAAUUGUUUUGAGCACGUUCUAGAUAAUUGCAAGGUUAGAGAAAUUCUACUAGGUACUUAUGAUAAAUGUUUAUAUAAACAAGUUGUGUACGUUUGUAAUAAUAUAUAGCGUGUACGACCAAAUAAUAUAAUGAAUGUCGGUACUCCGAGGUUGCGAUGUGGCAACACCUAAUUUAUAAUUUCAAUUUUGGAAGGCUGUGUUUUGUUGCGACAUUUCAGUUUUUAUCGUGAAAUAGUUUUGUGAGCUGGCAACACUAGUCGCUUUUCAAGCGCCAGAUUUAUGAUACAGAGCGUCGAGUGUAAGUUGAUGCGUGGUAGGCCAGCGAACUAAGUUGUAAGCUAUUGAAAUUCUUAUUUUGAAGCGUAGGUGGCGCCCUCUUCACAUCGACUUAUACUUGACUAUAUAGGUUGGUUUGUCUAAAAGGAUUAUUUUGUAUUUAAUAUAAAUUUGAAAUGUGAGCCGGUUGGGUACCAUCGUUCGUGCAUUCGUCAUUACCUGCUGACAUGUAUUCACUGUAAUGAAACUAUGAUAUUAUAUUAAUAUGAAAACAAACAAUUCCUGAGAUAAUAAAAGGAGAAAUAAUA